This is a messenger RNA of Athene cunicularia (burrowing owl), 8580 nucleotides long. It is a transcript of the gene ITPR2, whose product is annotated as inositol 1,4,5-trisphosphate receptor type 2. Bases 1 to 8223 code for a protein of 2740 amino acids. Gene Ontology annotation, molecular function: inositol 1,4,5 trisphosphate binding; inositol 1,4,5-trisphosphate-gated calcium channel activity. Gene Ontology annotation, cellular component: membrane; endoplasmic reticulum. Gene Ontology annotation, biological process: calcium ion transmembrane transport. The record is from RefSeq and is a predicted model, not a curated record. Lineage: Eukaryota; Metazoa; Chordata; Aves; Strigiformes; Strigidae. The transcript has 58 exons.
AUGCUAGAGAAGUAUUUGUCACUACUUAAGUUUUCUGUCUGCAAGGAGAGGAUCAGCAAGGGUUCCUCAGAUCUGCUUUUCAAGAGUGAUCUUCGUACCAGUUUAAGGCCUGGUCUACAAAAUCAGGAGACUGAAUUGAAAGAAUUCGAUAAAGUGUCAGAUCUAGGGCUUGCGUAUGUACGCGUACGCAAGCAGAAUGCAAGCACAAGUCUUCAGUUAGUGGAUGACCGGUGUGUGGUUCAGCCAGAGGCAGGUGACCUUGCUAAUCCUCCAAAGAAGUUCAGAGACUGCCUUUUCAAGGUGUGUCCUAUGAACCGAUAUUCAGCUCAGAAGCAGUACUGGAAAGCCAAGCAAGCCAAACAAGGAAACCAUACAGAAGCAGCACUGCUAAAGAAACUUCAACAUGCGGCAGAACUGGAACAAAAGCAGAAUGAAAGCGAGAACAGAAAGCUGUUGGGUGAAAUUGUAAAAUAUAGCAAUGUCAUACAGCUACUGCACAUAAAAAGUAACAAGUACCUCACAGUUAAUAAGAGAUUGCCGGCUCUGCUAGAGAAGAAUGCUAUGCGGGUGUCUCUGGAUGCUGCAGGGAAUGAGGGAUCCUGGUUUUAUAUCCAGCCGUUCUGGAAACUGAGGAGUGAAGGUGACAACGUUGUUGUGGGUGAUAAAGUUGUUCUCAUGCCAGUCAAUGCAGGGCAGCCUCUACAUGCCAGCAACAUUGAGCUUCUAGAUAACCCUGGCUGCAAAGAGGUAAAUGCUGUCAACUGUAAUACAAGCUGGAAAAUAACUUUGUUCAUGAAAUUUAGUAGUUAUCGAGAUGAUGUACUGAAAGGAGGAGAUGUUGUUAGGCUGUUUCAUGCAGAGCAAGAGAAGUUUCUGACCUGUGACGAAUAUGAGAAGAAGCAACAUAUUUUCCUUCGUACUACAUUACGUCAGUCAGCCACUUCUGCAACAAGUUCUAAAGCACUGUGGGAAAUAGAGGUUGUCCAUCAUGACCCUUGCCGGGGAGGGACAGGACAGUGGAACAGCUUGUUUAGAUUUAAGCAUUUGGCAACUGGAAACUACUUAGCUGCAGAGCUUAACCCACACUAUCCAGAAGGUAAUAAUGAAGGAAAAGCUUUGCAGAGAGAUGGUGACCUUCCUGCUUCAAAGAAGAAACGCCAAGCAGGGGAGAAGAUUAUGUAUACUUUGGUCUCUGUGCCACAUGGAAAUGACAUCGCAUCUCUCUUUGAACUGGAUGCCACCACUCUUCAGAGAGCUGAUUGCCUGGUUCCAAGGAAUUCAUAUGUCCGACUGAGGCAUUUAUGCACUAACACUUGGGUCACUAGUACCAGCAUUCCAAUAGAUACUGAUGAAGAGAGGCCUGUGAUGUUAAAGAUUGGGACAUGCCAAACAAAAGAGGACAAGGAAGCUUUUGCCAUUGUAUCAGUUCCUCUGUCUGAGGUCAGAGACUUGGACUUUGCCAAUGAUGCAAACAAGGUUCUAGCAUCAACUGUUAAAAAGCUGGAGAAUGGAACACUAACACAGAAUGAAAGGAGGUUUGUAACCAAGUUAUUGGAAGAUCUCAUUUUCUUUGUUGCUGAUGUGCCUAAUAAUGGGCAGGAAGUUUUGGAUGUGGUCAUUACCAAGCCAAACCGUGAACGACAAAAAUUAAUGAGGGAGCAAAAUAUAUUGGCUCAGAUAUUUGGCAUCCUUAGAGCUCCUUUUAAGGACAAAGGUGAAGGAUCGAUGUUGAGACUUGAAGACCUAGGUGACCAGAGAUAUGCCCCAUACAAAUACAUGUUAAGAUUAUGUUACAGAGUCCUCAGACAUUCCCAACAGGACUAUAGGAAGAACCAGGAAUAUAUUGCUAAGAACUUCUGCAUCAUGCAAUCCCAGAUUGGUUAUGAUAUUCUGGCAGAAGACACUAUCACAGCUUUGUUGCACAACAACAGAAAACUGCUAGAGAAACACAUCACGGCUAAAGAAAUAGAGACAUUUGUUAAUUUACUAAGGAGAAAUCGAGAACCAAGAUUCUUGGAUUAUCUAUCAGACCUGUGCGUAUCGAAUACCACAGCAAUACCAGUAACUCAGGAACUCAUCUGCAAGUUUAUGCUGAGCCCAGGGAAUGCUGACAUUCUCAUUCAGACCAAGCUGGUUUCAACACAAAUGAACAAUCCCUUGGAAUGCCCAGUCAUCUCAGAAGACAUUGAUGAAGAGGAAGUAUGGCUUUACUGGAUUGACAGUAACAAGGAGCCUCAUGGCAAAGCCAUCAGGCAUCUGGCUCAAGAGGCGAAGGAGGGCACAAAAGCUGAUUUAGAAGUUCUUACCUACUACAGGUAUCAACUGAACCUCUUUGCAAGAAUGUGCCUGGACCGCCAAUAUCUUGCCAUCAACCAGAUUUCUGCACAGCUGCCGGUAGACUUGAUCCUACGAUGCAUGUCUGAUGAAAGCCUCCCUUAUGACCUCCGGGCUUCUUUUUGUCGGCUGAUGCUACACAUGCACGUGGACAGAGAUCCUCAGGAGUCUGUGGUACCUGUCAGAUAUGCCAGAUUGUGGACUGAAAUUCCUACUAAGAUCACAAUUCAUGAGUAUGAUUCUUUCACAGACUCUUCAAGGAAUGAAAUGAAGAGAAAGUUUGCACUAACUAUGGAAUUUGUAGAAGAAUACUUGAAAGAAGUUGUAAAUCAGCCCUUUCCUUUUGGAGACAAAGAAAAAAAUAAACUUACAUUUGAGGUGGUACAUCUGGCUCGAAACCUCAUAUACUUUGGCUUUUAUAGUUUUAGUGAGCUUCUCAGACUGACCCGGACACUGCUGGCAAUUCUAGAUAUUGUUCAAGUUCCUGUAUCAUCAUACUUCGAAAGGUUGAGCAAGUUUCAGGAUGGAGGAAACAAUGUUAUGAGAACCAUCCAUGGUGUUGGAGAGAUGAUGACCCAAAUGGUGCUGAGCAGAGGAUCUAUAUUUCCCAUCAGUGCCCCUGAUGUACAGCCAAGCAUUCACCCAAGCAAGCAAGCCAGCACCUCAGACAGUGAAGAUGUGAUUGUAAUGGACACCAAACUGAAAAUAAUUGAAAUUUUGCAGUUUAUUCUCAGUGUUAGACUGGACUAUAGGAUAUCCUACAUGCUGUCUAUCUAUAAGAGAGAGUUUGGGGAAAACAAUGAAAAUGUUGAUAGCUCUACAACAUCCCCACCUGACACACCAGGGAUUGCCUCAGCAAUUGUUCCUGACAUAGAUGAAAUUGCAGCUCAGGCUGAAACCAUGUUUGCUGGCAGAAAGGAGAAGAAUGCUGUUCAGCUUGAUGAUGAAGGGGGCAGAACUUUUUUACGGGUCCUCAUUCACCUCAUCAUGCAUGACUACCCUCCUUUGCUCUCAGGUGCUCUGCACCUGCUAUUUAAGCACUUCAGCCAGAGAGCAGAAGUUCUGCAAGCAUUUAAACAGGUUCAGUUGCUUGUGUCUAAUCAAGAUGUUGAUAACUACAAGCAAAUCAAGGCUGAUCUUGAUCAGCUACGUCUGACUGUAGAAAAAUCAGAAUUGUGGGUUGAAAAGAGCAGCAAUUAUGAGAGUGGAGAGGUGGUUGACAAUCAAACCAAAGGAGGAGAAGACCCAGUGGAGGAGUCAAAUAUUUUGAGUCCAAUACAGGAUGGGAUGAAAAAACCCCAGAUAGAUAGCAAUAAAAGCAACAACUACAAUAUUGUUAAAGAGAUCUUGAUUCGACUCAGCAAACUUUGUGUUCAGAAUAAAAAAUGUCGGAAUCAACAGCAGCGAUUGCUGAAAAAUAUGGGUGCUCAUAUGGUAGUCUUGGACCUUCUGCAGAUACCCUAUGAAAAGAGUGAUGAAAAGAUGAAUGAACUUAUGAAUCUAGCCCAUACUUUUCUUCAGAAUUUCUGUCGAGGAAAUCCUCAGAAUCAAGUUCUCCUCCACAAAAAUCUCAACUUGUUCUUAACUCCAGGGCUCCUGGAAGCUGAAAGCAUGCGGAACAUCUUCAUGAAUAAUUACCUUCUGUGUAAUGAAAUUAGUGAAAGAGUGGUGCAGCACUUUGUACACUGCAUAGAGACUCAUGGCCGUCAUGUGGAAUACCUGCGUUUCCUGCAGACCAUUGUGAAAGCAGAUGGCAAAUAUGUGAAAAAAUGCCAGGACAUGGUAAUGACAGAGCUGAUAAAUUGUGGUGAAGAUGUGUUGAUAUUCUACAACGACAGAGCAUCUUUUCCAGUCCUACUCCAAAUGAUGUGUUCAGAGCGAGAUCGAGCAGAUGAGAGUGGACCCUUAGCGUAUCACAUCACUCUAGUGGAAUUGCUAGCAACUUGUACAGAAGGAAAGAAUGUAUACACAGAGAUCAAGUGCAAUUCACUCCUGCCACUGGAUGAUAUAGUGAGAGUAGUGACCCAUGACGACUGCAUACCUGAAGUGAAAAUUGCCUAUGUUAAUUUUGUUAACCACUGUUAUGUGGACACUGAAGUGGAAAUGAAAGAAAUCUAUGCCAGUAACCACAUUUGGAAGUUAUUUGAGAACUUCCUUGUUGAUAUGGCAAGGGUUUGUAACACUACCAUGGAUCGCAAACAUGCAGACACAUCUCUGGAGAAAUAUGUCACUGAACCUGUGAUGAACAUUGUGAGUGGCUUCUUUAGUUCGCCGUUUUCAGAUAACAGCACCAGCCUCCAGACACACCAGCCUGUUUUUAUUCAGCUGCUACAGUCUGCUUUUAGAAUUUACAACUGUACUUGGCCAAACCCAACACAGAAAGCCUCAGUGGAGUCAUGUAUCAAGACUUUGGCUGAAGUGGCAAAGAACCGUGGGAUUGCAAUUCCAGUGGAUUUGGACAGCCAGGUUAACACUUUGUUCAUGAAGAGUCACUCUAACAUGGUGCAGAGGGCAGCCAUGGGGUGGAGAAUAUCAGCCCGCAGUGGACCUCGUUUUAAAGAAGCUCUUGGUGUGCCUUCCUGGGAUUACAGGAAUAUAAUAGAAAAACUGCAGGACAUAGUGUCCUCUUUGGAGCAGCAGUUCACUCCCAUGAUGCAAGCUGAAUUCUCAGUGCUGGUUGAUGUGCUGCACAGUCCCGAACUUCUUUUUCCUGAGGGGAGCGAUGCCAGAGUAAGAUGUGGUGCUUUCAUGUCCAAGUUGAUUAAUCACACAAAGAAGCUAAUGGAGAAAGAAGAAAAGCUCUGCAUUAAAAUUCUUCAGACAUUGCGAGAAAUGCUUGACAAGAAAACUAACUUUGCGGAAGAGGGCAACACUUUAAGGAAAAUACUCCUAUAUCGCUACUUUAAAGGAGAAUAUGGAAGUGGUAUGAAUGGGCCUCUGUCUGCCAGCUAUAGCAAAACUGCACAAGUGGGAGGUGGAUUUUCAGCACAAGACUUGGAUAAAUCUGGAAUAACUAUAUUCGAUAUUCAGUGCCUUCUGGAUAAAGAAGGUGCAUCAGAACUAGUCAUAGAUGUUAUAGUAAACACCAAAAAUGACCGAAUUUUCUCAGAAGGCAUUUUGCUUGGUAUUGCAUUGCUUGAAGGUGGAAAUACGCAAACACAGUAUUCGACUUACCAGCAACUGAAGGAGCAAAAAAAGUCAGAAAAAUUUUUUAAAGUCCUGUAUGACCGCAUGAAAGCUGCUCAGCAGGAGAUACGAUCGACAGUGCCAGUGAACACUGUUGAUUUGGGGAGCAAAAAGAAAGAUGAUGAUAGUGACCUAACCAUACCUGUUCCGAAAAAGAGAGUAAAGGAUUCAACCCUGCAUCUGAAAGAGGGUAUGAAAGGACAGUUAACAGAAGCAUCUUCUGCAACAUCCAAGGCUUACUCUGUGUAUAGAAGAGAAAUGGACCCAGAAAUAGAUCUUACGGGCUCAGGAACAGAUGCUGCAAAUGCAGAAGAGAAGUCCACAGAGGAAACAAUCAUAAGCCCUGCCAUUGCAAUCAUGCAGCCAAUACUGAGAUUUCUUCAGCUGCUGUGCGAGAACCACAACCGAGAGCUCCAGAACUUUUUAAGACAUCAGAAUAAUAAAACAAAUUACAACCUUGUUUGUGAGACCCUUCAGUUUUUGGACUGUAUCUGUGGAAGCACGACAGGCGGGCUGGGCUUACUGGGCCUUUACAUCAAUGAAAGGAAUGUGGCUUUGGUGAACCAGACGCUGGAAAGCUUGACUGAAUAUUGCCAGGGUCCAUGCCAUGAAAAUCAGACUUGUAUAGCCACCCAUGAAUCUAAUGGGAUUGAUAUUAUAAUUGCACUCAUCUUGAAUGACAUAAACCCUCUUGGCAAAUACUGCAUGGACUUGGUGCUUCAGCUGAAGAACAAUGCCUCCAAGCUUUUGCUGGCCAUUAUGGAAAGCAGGCAUGACAGCGAGAAUGCAGAAAGAAUCCUUUUCAACAUGAGACCAAGGGAACUGGUGGAUGUGAUGAAGAAUGCAUAUAACCAAGGCCUUGAAUGUGGCCAUGAGGAGGAGAACGGAGAUGAUGGCAUCUCCCCAAAAGAUGUUGGCCACAAUAUCUAUAUUUUGGCACAUCAGUUGGCUCGUCACAAUAAAACAUUGCAACAGAUGCUGAAACCAGGGUCAGAUCCAGAUGAAGGAGAUGAAGCCUUGAGGUAUUAUGCCAAUCAUACGGCACAGAUAGAGAUUGUUCGCCAUGAUAGAACAAUGGAACAGAUCGUCUUCCCUGUCCCCAAUAUUUGUGAAUUCCUCACUCAGGAAUCCAAAAGUCGGGUAUUCAAUACAACCGAGAGAGAUGAACAAGGGAGCAAAGUCCAUGACUUUUUCCAACAGACAGAGGAUCUGUACAAUGAGAUGAAAUGGCAAAAGAAAAUAAGGAAUAAUCCACCCCUCUUUUGGUUCUCCAGACACAUCUCUCUCUGGGGCAGCAUUUCCUUCAACCUUGCUGUAUUCAUCAAUUUAGCAGUUGCUUUGUUCUACCCAUUUGGAGAUGAUGGAGAUGAAGGCACGCUCUCUCCGUUGUUUUCAGUCCUCCUUUGGAUAGCAGUGGCAUUUUGCACAGCAAUGCUGUUUUUCAUCUCUAAACCUGUUGGUAUUCGACCCUUUUUGGUGUCUGUUAUUCUCAGGUCUAUAUAUACUAUAGGGCUUGGUCCUACCUUGAUACUUCUUGGUGCGGCUAAUCUUUGUAACAAAAUAGUGUUUCUGGUGAGCUUUGUUGGGAACCGUGGAACUUUCACCCGUGGAUACAGAGCGGUCAUCAUGGACAUGGCUUUUCUCUAUCACGUAGCAUAUGUCCUGGUCUGCAUGCUGGGCCUCUGCGUGCACGAAUUCUUCUAUAGUUUCCUGCUGUUUGAUCUGGUGUACAGAGAAGAGACAUUGCUAAAUGUGAUAAAAAGUGUUACCCGGAAUGGUCGUUCCAUUAUCCUCACUGCAGUGCUAGCACUCAUCCUAGUUUAUCUCUUCUCUAUCAUUGGAUUCCUCUUCUUGAAAGAUGACUUUAUCAUGGAGGUUGACAGGUUGAAAAUUAGAACCCCUGUUGCAGGUAUUGGUGAAGUCCCCACUACAACACUCACAUCAAUGAUGGGAGCCUGUGCAAAAGAGAACUGUUCCACAAGCAUCCCAAUUACUAACCGCGGUGAAGAGGAAGAUGGAAUAGAAAGAACCUGUGACACCCUGCUCAUGUGCAUUGUGACCGUAUUAAACCAAGGCCUGCGAAAUGGUGGUGGUGUGGGAGAUGUGCUCAGAAAGCCUUCCAAGGAUGAGCCCUUGUUUGCUGCACGAGUUGUUUAUGAUCUUCUGUUUUACUUUAUUGUCAUAAUUAUUGUUCUAAACCUAAUCUUUGGAGUCAUCAUUGAUACAUUUGCUGAUCUCAGGAGUGAAAAACAGAAAAAGGAGGAAAUACUAAAAACAACCUGCUUCAUCUGUGGUCUGGAGAGAGACAAAUUUGAUAACAAGACUGUUUCAUUUGAGGAGCAUAUAAAGUCAGAACACAACAUGUGGCAUUAUUUGUACUUCAUAGUUCUUGUCAAAGUUAAAGAUCCAACGGAAUACACUGGCCCAGAGAGCUAUGUGGCACAAAUGAUUGUGGAGAAGAAUUUGGACUGGUUCCCUCGCAUGAGAGCCAUGUCUCUGGUUAGCAAUGAAGGCGACAGUGAACAAAAUGAAAUCAGGAACCUGCAAGAGAGGCUGGAGACAACCAUGAGCCUUAUAAAACAGCUUUCCAGUCAGCUUGCCGAGCUCAAGGAACAGAUGACAGAACAAAGGAAGAAUAAGCAGAGGCUGGGCUUUCUUGGAUCAAACACACCCCAUGUGAAUCAUCACAUGCCACCACCCUGAUACCACAGGGAGAAGCCGUGACUAGCCUUUCAUCAGUAUUCCUGCUUUAUUAUAGAAUAAAAAACUGAGAUUGAGAGGAGUGAACAGUGCCUAUUGUUACAAAGUUAAAAACAACCAAGUGCCAAGAUGUUAAGUGGUUUAGCUCUGGGAACAAUUUGUAGCUGUUUUUCAUGGUUGAAAGGGACCACAACCUAGAAUGCGAGAGAUAAAAGACAGCUUGUUUGUAUUUGUUCACGGAGCUCGACUCUGCUGUCUUUGCACUCUGCAACUUGAUGGCUUUGGUGGUCACUGCCGUGUGCUAUGCAGACUGGGGCAGCGUUUGGCCACGUCCUUUACUGCUGCCUUCAGACUUCUCCC